AUGUAUCAGGGCGGCCAGAGGCAUGUCUCGGGCAACGAUCCCACGAGGCCUUUCCAGCUGCCUCCCCCUCCUCCUCCCCCGACCAUAUCGCCUCCCAUGGUCGGGCCUCAGAUGAAUAUGACGAGUCUGCCGCCUCCCCCGCCGAUGAGAUACCCUGCUGUGCCUCCGGGCCAAGGCGUCAUGAUCCCACCACCGCCUGGCCCCCCUCCUGGAGGCGGCAUGAUGCAAACCCCAAACUGGCAUGGAAACUUUGGCCGCCUGUACGAUGGACGCCCUGGGUAUAGCAUUCCUCCGCCGCCGCCAGCCACCAGCCAGCACCAGCCGUAUAAUCCCACCAAGUUUUACAACGCGAUGCAAGCUGGACACGCAAUGGCAAUACCUCCUCCUCCACGCCCAAACGAUGGGAUGGGAGCAACGUAUAUACCGACGGGGGAGACGUACGGAGAGGGCGUGGGCAUACCGGGAUUUGGUCGGGAGGAAACGCAAAAUACGUGGCAGUACGGGGGAACACCGCAAAGCGGGACGGAGACUACCACAACCCCGAUGGACGAAAGGCAGCAACAAUUGUAUACGGGAGCAGCUCAUGCGAAGACGCUUUCAAACGCACCGAAUGCGCCUACCACCGCCACAGCGCCAAGCACGAUUCCCCCAGAGAUAGCAGCGCAGUGGCCACUGGACAGGGUCUUGCAGUGGCUGGCACAGAACCAGUUUUCCAAGGACUGGCAGGAGACUUUCAGGUCUUUAAGCCUGUACGGCGCACAGUUCCUAGAGCUGGGUAGUGCCCAUGGCGGCCGUGGUAACUUUGGUAUGAUGCACCAGCAGGUGUAUCCUCGACUGGCGCAAGAGUGUACGAACAGCGGGACGGGAUGGGAUCAGCCGAAGGAGAGAGAGGAGGGUAAACGUAUGCGGAGGUUAAUCAGGAGUAUCGUUACCGGACGACCAGUUGAGGCUUCGAAAGCAGUUCCCGCGCACAGCCGAAAGGAGUCUGUUUCUACCAAUCAUUCCGGAUCUGGCCAUCCUACUGCGAGCUCGGAUACUACAGACUUUGCCGAGUCCCCCAUCGUGCCACUCAGUUCCACGUUGGCAGCUAGAAGAUUUUCGCAAACUAGGCCACCAGCCAUACAGACUACCAAUGGAGCCGACGCGAAUCACAGAGGAAUGUUAAGGAACCUCGAUGUCGGACGCCAGAGCCCUACUGGCGAGCAGGGAACUUUUUGCUCGACUCCAGGUGGCAGUCCGGCUCCUCCACCUACCCUUUCUCACUCAGUCACCACUCCGAUUCUUUCUUCUUCGCCAAGUUCAACCAAAUUUACGCAUCGCCCUAGGAACAGCACCGACUCAGCUGCAUCCAAUGCCGCGAUAUAUGGGUCUGGACUUCCACCUGAGGCAGCCGGACUGCUGACCCGAGGCAUGAGCUUGGCAGAACUGAUGUCUGUAUCAAGAAAUCAAGAAGCCCACUCCAAGCCAGCCGAAUCCCCAUCGUCUGCCAAGGACUCGAAGCCCUUUCUCAGUUUCCUAUCCAGGAAGAAGCGCCAGCAAGUAGACGGCGCUUUCCCCUCGCCAGAUGAUCUCGAUUCUCCCACCAUCACCUCGCAAUAUAGGCCAAAACAUAGUGGCACUACCCAAGGCAGAAUCUAUGUUUUGGCCACAAUGGACCUGUGGAACUACCGAAUGUGCGACAUCACCGAUGCAGAGACGGCUGCGGACAUUCGCCGGGCAAUCUGUCUCAGUCUUGGCCUGCCCGACACUGAGAAUGCUUCCAUAUUCACGACUCAACUGGGCCAAUUUGAACACACGGAGCCUCUAGAUGACCAAAAGCUCCUAUCGAACAAGCGUGUGAAAGCCGACUCUACAGGGACAUUGAAAUUCUUUGUCUCUUCACAUAGCGCGCUAACCCCUGGCUUGAGCAGCGAAAUGCCAUCCCUGUUGUCGCCGUAUGGCAACCCCGCGGGAAUAGAUGAAGAGGCGUAUGCGCGUCUCAGUGGGCGCCAGAGAUCCAGCUCGUCUCCGCCCACGUCCCGAUCUAAUACGUUAAUUGGGGAGAAGUCGGAUGAGAAGGGUUCGGCCGAGCAGACCCUGGCUCAGGAGGCGAGCGAGUAUAGAGCCGAGUUAGAACGAAAGCAACGUGAAUACCUUGCAAAGAAGAAGCAGGCUAACAAGAAAGAGAGCCCAACUAUGCCACCAGAAUCAAUUGUAGGUUUUGGCAUUGUGGGAAGGAAUGUUGAUUUUGACCAGCCUCGAAACUCGCCGUACGAAGACAGAAAACCUGAUCAGCUCUUCCCUCAGCGACGGCCACCGGCACCACCAAGCGAUCCUUCUGCCACACUGAUCAAAGCCAAUUCACUUAGCAAGAAAACGGGGCGGAAUAUGACCGGCAUUGCUGAAGGACAGACGGCGUCACGACCGCCGCUGCCUUCCACUGCCCCUGAGCCUGAGGUAUCGGAAAAUAGCAAAAAGAGCAUGUUUAGCGCGAGCAAAGGCGGGUUUAUUGGCGCAGCACUCGUUGGCAUGGGAAGAAACCUGGGAGCCAUCGGACAGUCGACGGCCAACGGGCCCCGAGGUAUAUCUCCAAACAGAACUGCGUCACAGCCAGUCGUAGCUGGCAACAGCCCACAGCAGCAGCUACCGAUAGGUAAGAAAGCUAUGUCUACUGUUAAUUUCCGCGAACCCGGCUCGGGUAAAUCUAGUCCUGGCUCAGGCUCUCCCAAGAUUCUUACUUGGAGCCCUAGAAACAUGUCUUUUGUUGUGCCGGACUAUUCACCUACCCCUUCGCCCCCUUUGGCGACUACAAUGAUAGAGGAUGAAGCAGUUACUAAGAUGAACAUGAUAGGGCAACGCCCGCCGUCGCCGGCAGAGCUCAGCCCCAGUACAGCCCGGCACCCGCCAGUGGCCAACCCGCCAUCCCCUCCUCAGCCUGCCAACCCAAAAUCUCCUGGUCCAGAUCUAGACUUUACAGAUACCGAUGUUCAAUUCACCGAGCCAUCUCAAUCUCAAACGUUCUCGUCAUCGCAGGGUCGUCCGUCACCGGGUGGCGAUAGCGAUGACGAUUCCGACGACGGGCUGUUUGCCAUUCCGCUCGCUGGCAGGGGUAAAGGCAAAGGACCGAGCCGCGGAGAAGGCAGCGGGCCUGGACACGCACAGAAACCCAGCCUGACUGUGAAUACUUCACGGCCCAAGAACAAGACCCUAUCAGUAUCUUUUACCUCCCCCCAAUCCAUAGGCGACAACGCCGAUGACUGGUACAGGACUGGGAACGGAGGAUCACGCCGCACUCCUGGAACCCCUGGUUCUGAAACAUGGGAAUCUGAUAAAGAGACCAAACUUGGUCGCCGAAAGUCGUUUAUCGAGAAGGAUGUGUGGGCAAAUCGACCUGCCACUGAUGAUUUGCUCAACAACCUCGACGACUUCUUCCCCAACUACAAUCUUGACGAGCCCGUGCUAGAGGAUAGCGUCUCGGGAGAGGUGGCAACUUCGCCGAUUCCUGAAGUUGAGGAGUCACCGCAGCAGAGUGUGCCUCCUCCCAUCCCAGCUCCCGCCAUGUAUCAAGAUAACAUUGACCCUCCUCCCGCUGGCAUUGCGUCCUCUAGCCAGUCCAUUUAUGAUAAUGGAGAUACUCUCGGCUCUGACGAGUCCACACUGAAAGCUCUGGAGCGCCGUCCAUCUAUACCCACUGUGGCGCAGAGGAGCAUGAGGCGUUCUGGCGGGUUGGGCCGGAUGAAGUCUAUCCGUGAAGUUGCUCGGGGUGCGCACGAGGCCAACAAGCGGUUCACGCAUGCGCCGCACAACUCGGGCAAUAUUCCUACCAGCGGAAUCAUGCGUCGAAAGAGCACCAAGAUGUUCAACGCAAAAAUUGUGCAGAUUCGACCGGAUCAACGUGGCAGCAUGAUAUUCCCCCAGGUUCCGCAGGAUACCCUGCCGAAGCGCCAAACCACAUUCAGGUGGUUCAAGGGCGAGCUCAUCGGCAAGGGUACUUAUGGGCGCGUGUAUCUGGGUAUGAAUGCCACGACUGGUGAAUUCUUGGCUGUCAAAGAGGUCGAAGUCAAUCCCAAAGCCGCGGCCGGAGAUAAAAAUAAGAUGAAGGAGCUUGUGGCCGCUUUGGAUCGCGAAAUCGACACUAUGCAGCAUCUAGAUCAUGUCAAUAUCGUACAGUACCUAGGAUGCGAGAGGAAAGAAGCCAGCAUAAGCAUUUUCCUAGAGUAUAUUCCUGGUGGUAGCAUUGGUUCAUGCCUGCGCAAGCAUGGCAAAUUCGAAGAACCAGUCGUAUCGUCCCUGACUCGGCAGACGCUCUCUGGACUGGCUUAUCUACACCGAGAAGGUAUUCUACACCGAGACUUGAAGGCAGAUAAUAUUCUGCUAGACGUAGAUGGCACCUGCAAGAUUAGCGAUUUCGGUAUUUCCAAAAAGACGGAUAACAUCUAUGGUAACGACAAGUCCAACAAUAUGCAGGGAUCUGUAUUCUGGAUGGCGCCUGAGGUUAUCCGGUCACAAAACGAAGGAUACAGCGCCAAAGUAGACAUUUGGAGCUUGGGAUGCGUGGUGUUGGAGAUGUUUGCUGGACGACGACCGUGGAGCAAGGAGGAGGCUGUUGGAGCCAUUUACAAGAUUGCAAACGGAGAGACACCCCCGAUCCCCGAGGAUAUCCAAGAAACUAUAGGACAUCUCGCGGUGGCGUUUAUGAUGGAUUGCUUCCAAGUGAAUCCAUUUGAUCGGCCAACAGCCGACGUACUUCUUUCACAGCAUCCGUUUUGCGAAUUGGAUUCCAACUACAACUUUUAUGAUACUGUUUUGUAUAAGAAGAUUAAGCCUAGAACCGGAUAA
Messenger RNA from Trichoderma atroviride IMI 206040, 4818 nucleotides. NCBI's taxonomy places the organism in Eukaryota, Fungi, Ascomycota, Sordariomycetes, Hypocreales, Hypocreaceae. The record is from RefSeq and is a predicted model, not a curated record.